AUGGACUGGGAUAUUCCAGAGCCAGAGCGUCAAAAAUACACCGCCAUCUUCCUACAGCUUUCGGACAACGAUCAAAAUGCCAAAUUAUCAGGUGCUCUUGUCCGCCCCGUUUUGAUGAAAUCAAAUUUGGACAUUGCCAAACUGGGAAAAAUCUGGGGUCUUGCCGAUAUUGACAAAGAUGGGAGUUUAGACAAAGAUGAAUUCAUCGUCUCUAUGUACCUAGUGUACAAAUCACUAACUGACGGAUCUGAUCCUCCUGAAGCUCUUCCGGCGAAGAUCAUCCCUCCUUCAAAGCGACCCAAAUCCGCUGCCCCGCCGACUAGACCACCUCCGCCAGCAGCGAAUUACAGCGCUUUAUCAGGCCUUACCUUGGACGAUCCAUCAGGAUUCUCUGCUUUCGACGCAGCACCUAAAGCUCUGGGAGCCCCUCCAGCUGCACCAGCCCCACAGGAAACCUUGAUCACUCCUCCUACUCCUGCCUUUUCGGCCGACUUCAGCAAUUUUGGCGCCGCCGAUCCAGCUUCAUCACAAGCCCCCGCGACGAAUCUUCUCACAGGGUCCCAAAGACCUGCUGUUCCCGCUGCAGAGGUGCCAUACCUUGUCCCAAAAGAUAAGCACGCUUCAUAUGGCCAGAUCUACGACCAAUCGCACGACCCUUCCACUGGAGUCAUCAGUGCGAUGGCCGCAAAGGACGUAUUUAUUCAAUCCGGCUUGCCCAAUUCGACCCUGGCGCAAGUCUGGAAUCUGGCGGAUACGAAUCAAUCGGGCUCGCUAAGCCGUGAUCAGUUUAUUCUUGCGAUGCACCUUCUCGCUGCUGCGCUUCAAGGGCAUCCCCUCCCUUCUAGCGCUUCAGAAGCGAUGAUUCGCGCGUCAAAGGGAGAUUUUUCGGACUUAGAUCAUGUUGGAACAUCUACUCUUCCACAGACGCGAUCAAUUCCUCAGGUGGCGCCAGAACUUCAAGGCCUGCAGAAUGAAAUGAGCCAGUUGCAAGCAGAGCUGGAUCUACUCGAACGACAGGUUGAAGCGCUCAAGGGAGAGAAGGAUAACCAAUCCUCGACGAUGAGCCAGUUGCAGAACGAAAUCGAUCAAUUCACAACCGAACUGACUCAAGCUGAAACCAGCUUGGCCGUCGCAAAGAACGAGCAUAGCUCGGUCGAAGCUCAGCGAGUCAAACUCGUGCAGGAAGGAAAUGAGCUGAACUCGAAGUUGGCCACGGAGCGGGGUUCUCUUGCUGAACUGGAGGCGCAGCUGAGGGAGCUGAGCAUGGGGCCAAAUCCGGCGGUCAUUGAGCGUCAGAGAUUGGAGGGCCUUCAGGUUCAACAAGUCCAGGCUGCACUUGAGCGGGAUAAUCAGUUCAAAUUGCUAACAGAAGUGAAAGCGGAGCGAUUACGAAUGGACAAGCUUCUGGCCGAUCUGGAGGAAGAAAAAGCAAAACGCGACAGACCGAAAUCCAAAUCUCCGACUCCCCAGCUCUCGCCGAUGACGCCCAUUGACUCGAGUCACGUGCCUGUGUCCAUGUCCGCGACUACCCUCUCCGGAAUGAGUGAGUUACGCAAUGAUAUUUUGGAUGAUCCCCCCGAGCUAGGAUCAAUAUCACCUAACACCACUCCCGCCCUGACCCCAGUGUCUGCGGCCUUCGACAAUUUAACCCCACAAGGCUCCGGUCGGGGCAAGUCCCCAACGCCCGAGUCAACGGCGACGCCCGAAAGCCACCUUUCCGCACUUGAAUCCAUCAAAGCACUAAACACAGGCGGAAGCCUCCAAUCAACAGGUCAAGCCAAGUCACCGUCCGCUACAAGUUCAAUCAAUCAAAAAUGUCAUUCUAACUCUCCUCCUGCUAAUCAGCUUCAAUCAGAUCUAGCUGCACUAGGCACAGAUAAUUCUGCCGAAAAUAAUUCAGACCCAUUUGGAGCUUCAAAUUCAGGGGCCGACCCAUUUGCCGCCGCACCAAUGCCCAAAGACGAUCCCUUCGCCGUAUCCGCCGAUAAACCGACCGAUUUCGACCCCUUUGGAAGCGGAAACGACCCGUUUGCCGCUCCCCUUCCGAUCCCUUCGACGGGCAAUUCCGGUGCUAGUAGAAUACCGGUGAAAAGUGCUACAACGGCAGAUCCAUUCGGCAGUGGAGCCGACCCUUUCGGCGCAAAUACAUCGAACGAUGUUGACUCUGAUCCGUUCGGAGAUGAUCCCUUUGCUUCGAAACCGAACGGAGUAGCAAGCGACGAUCCCUUUGCCACUUCUGACCGACUCGUUCAAAAUUCUCAGAAGAGUUCAACGCCGCAGAAUUCCAGGGAGCGGGACGAAACGCCAGAGACUGAUCCCUGGGGCAGUGCGUUUGGUGAUUCUGAUGCGACAUUCGGGAAUUUCGAUUCUUCCGAAAAGAAGACAAACCAGAAAUCCAAGUCGGUCAGCUCUACCAUGCGUCGUAGAGUAAUUCCGACUCCUGAGCCCGAGGAGGGAAAAACGCGUCGUGAAUCUACGAAAAGAGUCGCCCCGGCGCGUCCACCACCGGCUCGUCCGGCCCCUGCACGACCUCCUCCACCCGGUGGCUUUUGA
This is a messenger RNA of Oikopleura dioica, 2553 nucleotides long. Lineage: Eukaryota; Metazoa; Chordata; Appendicularia; Copelata; Oikopleuridae. The record is from the annotation of a GenBank genome assembly.